CAUUUGCAACUGGGACGAUGGCCAUCUUAUUGUAUCAUGAAUCCAGAGUUGACACAAGAAAGAGGAAUAUAGUUGGAUACACUCUUUUCACUCUAAGUACACUCUUUCUUAUAGUUUUGGACUUAGCAACGUCAGGGAAAAGGGGAGUUGGGCCUUAUUCCGGUAUAUGUGUGCUUGUGGCCUGCUUUGGAGUGGCCAAUGCUCAAGUUCAAGGUGGUAUGGUUGGCGAUCUAUCUCUUAUGUGUCCUGAAUUCAUGCAGUCAUAUUUUGCUGGUUCAGCUGCAUCAGGAGCUCUAACAUCUGCUUUGAGGCUGAUCACAAAAGCAGCCUUUGACAAGGCUCAUGACGGUCUUCGCAAGGGAGCUAUUUUGUUUCUGGCAAUCUCCACUUUCUUUGAGUUUAUCUGCAUAGCUCUGUAUGCUAUUUGGUUCGCUAAGAUUCCAGCUGUGAAGUACUGGCGUUACAAGGCGGCCUCGGAAGGGUCUAAAACUGUCUCAGCUGAUCUUGCUGCCGUUGGAAUCCAAAGAGAGGAUGGGGACUCUACAGAUGAUCGAUUGAGCAACAGACAACUGAUGUUUCAGAACAUAGAUUAUGCCAUUGAUCUAUAUCUUAUCCAUGUUUUGACACUGACAAUUAUGCCAGGCUUUCUCUACGAGAACACCGGAAAACACCACUUGGGAUCAUGGUACCCACUGGUUCUGAUUGCUCUGUUCAAUGUAUGGGAUUUCAUAUCUCAAUACAUUCCCCUUAUCAUCAAGUUAGAGUCUCGAAAGGGCCUCAUGUUAGCAACUCUUGCCCGCUUCUUGCUUGUCCCGGCAUUCUACUUCACAGCAAAGUAUGGUGAUCAGGGGUGGAUGAUAUUGCUCGUGUCGUUCUUGGGCUUGACCCAUGGUUACCUUACUGUCUCUGUUAUGAUUGUAGCACCUAAAGGCUACAAGGGACCGGAGCAAAAUGCCUUGGGCAACUUGCUUAUGCUUUUUCUCUUUGGCGGGACAUUUUCGGGAGUCGCUCUGGGCUGGUUGUGGAUCAUAGGCAAUGACAAGUUUUAGACAGCAGUCAUCGCUGUCACUAGGGAAGGAACUGAUCUCAACAGGGUUUUUUCGAUUAGCAAAUA
Molecule: messenger RNA, 1114 nt
Organism: Rhodamnia argentea
Lineage: Eukaryota; Viridiplantae; Streptophyta; Magnoliopsida; Myrtales; Myrtaceae
Product: equilibrative nucleotide transporter 3-like
Exons: 7
Coding region: 18-1049 (343 amino acids)
Biological process (GO): nucleoside transmembrane transport
Cellular component (GO): plasma membrane
Molecular function (GO): nucleoside transmembrane transporter activity
Source: RefSeq, a predicted model, not a curated record